Messenger RNA from Toxorhynchites rutilus septentrionalis, 1339 nucleotides. RefSeq names its product splicing factor 45 (gene Spf45). The record is from RefSeq and is a predicted model, not a curated record. Gene Ontology annotation, cellular component: precatalytic spliceosome. Gene Ontology annotation, molecular function: RNA binding. NCBI's taxonomy places the organism in Eukaryota, Metazoa, Arthropoda, Insecta, Diptera, Culicidae. Gene Ontology annotation, biological process: alternative mRNA splicing, via spliceosome; mRNA cis splicing, via spliceosome. Bases 91 to 1296 code for a protein of 401 amino acids. The transcript has 4 exons.
AUCACUAGCUGCACUCGACUUUCAAAUCAAAACAUCAAUCAAUCGUUGUUGUUCGCUUUUGCCCCAAUAACACCGCAAGUUUAGUCCAGAAUGGCUCUCUACGAUGAUUUGGAUACUAAACAAGGACCGGAGAAAGUGGCCGGUUGGUCCUCCGGAAUAAAACUGCUACAAACACAACUCCAGGUGAAGAAAGCCACGCAGCCAAUCAUUCCGAUGAAAACCGUUCUGCGUAAACAGCCCGUACUCACGCCAGUGGUUAAUUUGAAAGCAAAGAAGGAACAAGUCGAUCUGUUUGGAGUUGCCACGAUCAGCCAAAGUUUCGUGGAGAAAUCUAAACCUGUCACCGUCACAACAACAACCAUUCCGAGUGUGUCAGGUUCCAGUGCGAGCGGUGCCUACAGCUGGGACGUGGUGGAUGAGUACGAUCCACUGUGGCCAAAUGAGUACGACAAACUGGUUAAGGACAAGAAGGUCAAGGAAGGGCCGGUGAAGCUUCCGCAGAAUAACUACGGGCGCAAUAGGAGGGAGUACAAGCGUGGCUUGAAUGUGAACAAAAAUGCAUCCGCAGAUUCGGAUGGUCCUAGCAGUAGUAAAAAGAGUGGUUUUGCUGGUAGACCCGUUUCCGACGAUGAGGAUGAUUUCCAACCAGGGGGAGCGCGAGCAAGCGGAGCAGCUAUCGCACCGCCAGCAUCACUGCAGGAAUCGUUUGCCCAGAUUCCGGAUGGAUCCAAACUCUCUCAACUCACCGCCUAUGGAGGGAGCUCGGUGGCUGCUAAGAUUAUGGCAAAGUAUGGCUUCAAGGAUGGACAGGGCUUGGGUAAGCAAGAGCAGGGCAUGUCUAUGGCAUUACAGGUCGAGAAGACGUCCAAACGCGGGGGGCGUAUCGUUCACGAAAAAGAUAUCGCACUCCCAGUGCCGAUUAGCGAAGUGCCACAACCACAGCUGCAACCGGCUCCACAGACACCACCGCAGGAACCGUCAAUUACGGAGAUUAUGAAGUCACCAAGCAAAGUUGUGCUGCUCAGGAAUAUGGUCGGUCCGGGCGACGUGGACGACGACCUGGAACCGGAAGUCAAGGAUGAGUGCAACACAAAGUAUGGCGAAGUUGUCACCGUCGUCAUUCACGAAGUACCAAACGUCGUACCGGAGGAGGCAGUUCGCAUUUUCGUUGAAUUCAAGCGAAUGGAGAGUGCCAUUAAGGCAGUGGUCGAUUUGAACGGUCGAUUCUUCGGUGGGCGUCAAGUUCGAGCCGGAUUUUAUAGUCAGGAAAGAUUUGAUUGUAUGGAUCUUUUGUAGAUUAAGAAAAAAAAUGGAUGUUUCGGAUGUGACAAAAACCCAA